Oryzias melastigma (Indian medaka) is the source of this 6342-nucleotide messenger RNA. It is a transcript of the gene pik3cd, whose product is annotated as phosphatidylinositol-4,5-bisphosphate 3-kinase, catalytic subunit delta. The record is from RefSeq and is a predicted model, not a curated record. Gene Ontology annotation, cellular component: cytoplasm; phosphatidylinositol 3-kinase complex; plasma membrane. Gene Ontology annotation, molecular function: 1-phosphatidylinositol-3-kinase activity; 1-phosphatidylinositol-4-phosphate 3-kinase activity. NCBI's taxonomy places the organism in Eukaryota, Metazoa, Chordata, Actinopteri, Beloniformes, Adrianichthyidae. The transcript is spliced from 22 exons. The coding region runs from base 493 to 3696 and encodes 1067 amino acids. Gene Ontology annotation, biological process: phosphatidylinositol-mediated signaling; phosphatidylinositol 3-kinase/protein kinase B signal transduction; cell migration.
UCCCCAUGCCUAUUGAGUAUAACUUAAUUUUAUCUCAAAGAUUUAAUCAGUUUUUGCAUUAAUCCAACUUAAAACUUUUUGUAAAGGUGACCGUGAGUGACAGUGAUGGAACAGCAGAGGGCGGGAGUCCCGGGCAGGAACAGCGCCUCACGGUCGUUGUGUUUGCAGACGGUCCCUUGGCUCUGACAGCACCGCGGCAGCAGCGCGCACGCGCAGCCGCUCCGAGCCGCUCAGCCAUCAGCAGAGCGGCGAGCGCGAGGCAGCCAGCCGUCCUCCAGAGAGAGCCAGCGCCGGGCCGGGCGGGAGGUGUGUGAACAGGUGGAUUCCGGAUCACUUGUAGAUGGAUUUCAGGGGAGCUUGGAGCCGCGUGGCCGUGAUGUUCCAGCCUCCAUCUUCACUGCGAUAAAAAGAAGAAAUGAGCGGAUUGUAGAGCUGACAGGCGGAGUGUGCGCCAACAGCAGGAGAGCUGACGGUAAAUGAGAGGCCAUCACCAUGCACCCGGGGAUAUAUGGGAUGCUGGAGGAGUGGGAGGAUGGGGAGCAGGAGAUCAACAUGGACUUCCUGCUCCCAACUGGGAUCUUCCUCAAAUUCCCUGUGUCUCGAAAUGACACUAUCAAACAUAUCAAAGAGAUGGUUUGGAGAAACGCCAGAAGCGAGGCUCUGUUCAGUGGACUGGGUGAUCCAGACGGUUAUGUGUUCACCUGCAUUAACCAGACGGCUGAGAGGGAGGAGCUUGAAGAGGAGUUCAGGCGGAUAAGGGAUGUGAAGCCUUUCAUGUGUGUGCUGAGGCUGGUGGCAAGGGAGGGCAACAGACAAGAAAAACUCACCAACACCCAGAUCAGCCUGCUGAUUGGCAAAGGUCUGCAUGACUUUGAGACCCAGAAGAACCACGAGGUCAACGAGUUUCGAACAAAGAUGAGGGCGUUUUGUGAAGAGAAAGCCCUGGAGAGGCAGAAUUUACCAUGGCAACGAUGGCUGGAGUACAGCUUCCCGUGUGACCUGGAGCCAUGCCGCACGCCGUCUGGGUUUGGGAGUGUGAAGAUAAAAAGCUCGAAGAUUUUCAUCAAUGUCAAGUUUGAGGCUUCUGAUGAAAGCUUCAUGCUGCAGCAGGACUGUCAUGACCUUCCUGUGGCACUGAUGAAGAGCGCCCUGAAGAAGAAGGCCACAGUCUUUCGCUCGCUGAGGCAGGAGCCGGAGGACUAUAUCCUACAGGUCAACGGGAGAUGGGACUUCAUCUAUGGGAAACACCCACUCUGCCAGUUCAAAUACAUCUUCUCGUGUUUGAGAAACGGUCAGAACCCGCAGCUCACCAUGGUGCACCACUCCACCGUCAGCAGGUUCCAGGAGGAGCAGAGCAGAAUGUGCAACCAGAUGUUCAAGACUCGCUCCCUGUCCAGACCUCCUCCUCUGCCCCUGAAGAGGCAGAAUACCUCCUCUUUGUGGUCCAUUAAUGAGCCCUUCUACAUUCAGCUGCUGCAGGGCAGCCGAGUCAAUGCAGACGAAGGCAUGAAGCUUGUGGUGCAGGCCGGUCUGUUCCACGGCAGCGAUCUGCUCUGCAAGGUGGUGACGAGCUUGGAUGUGACGGUGUGCUCGGAGCCGAUGUGGGAUCAAAAGCUGGAGUUUGACAUAAACGUGUCCGACCUGCCCCGCAUGAGCCGCUUGUGUUUCGCGCUCUACGCAGUCAUUGAGAAAACCAAGAAACCGAAAAGCACCAAAAAGAAGAAUAAGAAAGCGGACUGUCCAAUAGCGUGGGUGAACACCAUGGUGUUUGACUACAAGGACCAGUUAAAGACAGGGGAAUUUCUCCUAUCUAUGUGGCCGUCUGUACCUGAUGACAAAAGUGACCUGUUGAACCCGAUGGGGACGGUGGAGAAGAACCCCAACGUGGAGAGCGCUGCCGGCCUCCUCAUUCGCUUCCCCAACAUUCGACCUCACCCUCUCUAUUAUCCAUCACUCGAAAAGUUAAUGGACUUUGAGAAGAAUGGAGACGUGGUGUACACCCCUAAGGAUGAGCACUUGAAACUUAAAGAAAUCAUGGACAACAAACAUUACACAGAGUUUUUUGAAGAUGAGAAAGAUCUCCUGUGGAAGCUCCGCACAGAAAUCCGGGAGCACUAUCCGGAAAGUUUGUCCAAGCUGCUCCUCAUCACUAAAUGGAACAAACGGGAGGACGUUGUUCAGGUGGUGAGUCUACUGAAAAAAUGGCCUGACCUUCCUGCCAUUCAUGCCCUGGAACUCUUGGACUACAGUUUUCCCGACCCGGCUGUCCGUGCCUUCACUGUCCGCUGCCUGAGGAAGCUCAGUGAUGAUGAGCUGCUGCAGUACCUCAUCCAGCUGGUCCAGGUUCUGAAGUAUGAGUCCUACUUGGACUGUGACCUCACCACCUUCCUGCUGGAGAGGGCCUUAUCAAACAGGAGGAUAGGACACUUUCUGUUCUGGCAUCUUAGGUCAGAAAUUCACGUGGCGUCUGUAAGUUUGCGCUUUGGCCUUAUUUUGGAAGCAUACUGCCGGGGAAACAUCCACCACAUCAAGAUUUUAAACAAACAGAAUGAAGCUCUGGCAAAAAUGAGAGCCCUGAGUGACUUUGUCAAGUCAGGCUCCCAGAAAAUGACAGUAGAGGACUUGAAGCUGUGCAUCAGACAGGAAACCUACCUGGAGGCCCUGUCAGACCUGCUGUCGCCACUCAACCCCAGCAUCAUCCUCACGGAUAUCUGUGCAGACAAGUGCAGGUUUAUGGACUCAAAGAUGAAACCUCUCUGGCUGAUGUACAAGAACCCCUCAUCCCCAGGAGACAUGGUGGGCGUCAUCUUCAAAAACGGCGAUGAUCUUCGGCAAGACAUGUUGACUUUGCAGAUGAUUCAGCUCAUGGAAAAUCUGUGGAAGAAAGAAGGUCUGGAUCUCAGGAUGAUCCCAUACGGCUGCUUGUCCACGGGGAACAAAAUGGGACUCAUUGAGGUGGUGAAGAACUCGGACACCAUUGCAAACAUUCAGCGCAACAGCAGUAACAGUGCAGCUACAGCCGCCUUCAACAAGGAUGCUCUGCUCAACUGGCUUAAAUCCAAGAAUCCUGGCGACAAGCUUGAACAAGCAAUAGAGGAGUUUACAUUGUCCUGUGCUGGCUACUGUGUAGCUACAUAUGUGUUGGGAAUUGGAGAUCGCCACAACGACAACAUCAUGAUCAGAGAAACUGGACAGCUGUUCCACAUCGACUUUGGCCAUUUCCUGGGCAACUUCAAGCGUAAACUUGGGAUCAACAGAGAGCGUGUUCCCUUCAUCCUGACGUACGACUUUGUGCAUGUGAUUCAACAAGGAAGGACAAACAACAGUGAGAAGUUUGAGAGAUUCAGGGAAUACUGUGAGCAGGCCUACAAGAUCUUGUGCAGAAACGGAACGCUGUUUGUCAACCUCUUCGCCAUGAUGAAGGCCGCAGGGCUGCCUGAGCUCACCAGCUUCAAAGACAUCCAGUACCUAAAGGUACCUAUCAAUACAAAUGCUACUGAUAAGACAGAUAUUGGUCAGAAUACUCACAAGUGUUUCUUGAUUUUUUUUCUUCCUAAGGACUCCUUAGCUUUGGGCAAAACAGAGGAGGAAGCACUGAAGAACUUCAAAGUCAAGUUUAACGAAGCUUUGCGGGAAAGCUGGAAGACGAAGGUCAACUGGAUGAUGCACUCCUUAGCCAAAGAUAACAGACCAUAAAGAGCACUGCAUCAGUGAAAUGUGCCAACAAUUUCAGACUUUUUAUUUAUAGGCCUGAAAAGGGAGAAAAAAACAUUUUAUAUUUCAGAUGGUAUUUAAGGAGAGACUUUAGUAAAUGUUUACAAGGGUCUGGCCUGCUGACGGUAAACCACAAAGUAGAAGCUUCAGGAGAACACGAGAGGAUUACGGUGCAUCGUUCCAAGGAGUUACUGUCCCAUUUGUCAUCCUGCUCCAAAAUACUAAUGGAAUGCCUUUGCCACUGUAAGGUGAUUACCCAGUUCAAGUGUCUCUUUUAAAACUGCUACUUGAAAGCCAACUGCUCAAACAAAGUGCCAUAAACCACCGAAGAAGAAGAAGAAUAAAGUUCAUCUUGCAAACGGCAUUACUCAGCAGGGAGAGGGCUGCAAGCAACCAGCAUCAGGACCAGAAACGUCGCCGAGUCUGAGUACGACAAUAAACUGGCUGUGUCACCUCAGGACAUUUGUAAGGUUUACAACUCUCAAUGUCUCUUCCAUUUGUUUUCAACCAGCUUUUACAAUUUUGUUUGUGUUUUUAUUUUUGUGAUAUUUUAUUUAAUGAUGUCGUUUUAAGCACUUAUGAAGGUCAUUUUGGAAAAUCUGUGUUGUGUUUCAAGGCUUGAUACUUGAUAAGAGAGGUCCAUCCAUACUGUACAGCAUUUUGUCCAUUGAGUUUGUCAAUGGGAUUCAUUCUAAGAAAAGAUAUUGUCCUAGAAUAGAAAGUAUGUUUGUGACCUUUUGCAGCCUGAGACAGUGGGUUGCUAGAGGUUCUUUUGGAAGGGAAAAUGGAGGUCAUCAUCUUUUCGUGUUAAUGUAGUUCCCUCCUGUGCCGUUACACAUAACUCGAGAACCACAGAAAUGAAGUAAGUCAGAACACUUUCAAGGAAGCAUGAGUAGAGAAAUGGUUAGCAGCUUCCUUCUCGUUUUCUCUUCUGAAGAUCAUCAGAAAACGGUCUCAAAAGAAGACCUGCAUCCAUGUGCAGGCCCACAAACCUGAAGUUAGGCCCCCUCUCAACAUGCUACCUUUGGGUGCCGACCGUUGACUGGAUAUAGAACUGGAGUGACCAGCUGUGAUGUCACCCAUAGAAGAUGCCUUACCUCUGGCUCCAGCGAAAUGAAGCCAAUACAGUUGCCAUUUUUCUGCAGUACAGUUUGGAGCCAGUCGACAGUGAUUGGUCCGAGUCUUCUGAGUAAACUUUUCUAGGGAAACUACUGUCGCCAACAAUGAAUGAGCUUGUUCGAGUCCACACCCCUUCCACUGAUAGCGGCCCAGGAGAAUCUGUCAAUCAAAUGUAUCAGAUAAAGAAUGGUUAUUCUGACAAAUAUAAUGACUGAAUUAUAGUUGUUUAUUUCUCAAUCAAAGUUUAUGGUAUUUUGGCUUCUUGGAGCCAGCAGAGACUUCCUAUUUGGAACCUGAGAGAGGUCUGUCCAGUUCUCUACAUACAGUCAAUGAUGCAGACGAGCUGUAGGUCAGACUUCCCCUUUCUGAAAUCCACAAGAACAUUUUAAACCUCAUCACUAUUUUCUUUCAUUGCCACUAGAGAUCAGUCCCACCACAGUUGCCUAUGUGCUAACAGAGAUGAAGCAUUGUACCAUGAGUUUAUUGCAAUUCAGUUUUUGGUAAAACAGAAUCUUGAGGAUUAAUCUGACCCAUCCAGCUGUUCUUUAUCAACGCAUUCGCUUUUGAAAGCUCACCUGUGAAAUACCAACCAAGCUUAGUUUAGUGUCUAAAAGGCAAGGCAACUAAAAGGCAAGCUAUCGCAGCUGUUCCUCCUUGUCUAACGUCCCCAUUUUUACAAUGUCUUCACAUAUUCUUUAAUCCAAAACUGUUGAAAUCGACAUUUCUUCAAGCUCAGAGCUUCAGCUGAUGACAAAUCAAAGAAACAGACAAUCUGAAGAAAUCACCAUAGACUUAAAGUUAUUUUUGCUUCCUUUUUGACGUUAGCUGGAAUCUAAAUGUAUAUGUACUUUGUCAGAGGAAGUUUUGUUUGUGGAUGUGAGUGGGCAUUAGUGAGCUUGUAUAUGUGGAUCUGCAUUUUUGGCCAUGUGUGCCAGGUGCCACGACAGAGAUUGCAUUCCUACUAUAACGUGAUGCAGCACAAAUAUGUAUUUAUAAAUGAAAAUGAGCCUGUAUGUUUCUUUUAAAUGUGCUUUUUAUGACUUUAAAUGCUGUAUAUUAUGUUAUGUGUUCUAUAAGAAGAACUUGAAAGAAUUUAUGGAUUUAUUUUGGGGAACAGUAGAAAUGUUUCCUUUUUUAAGUUAAAUCGAAGAACAAUUUUCCUUACAGAAGAAUAUGUGUAGCUGCAGAUGAUGCAAGCCAUAAGUUUAAAAACCUAAAGUAUUUGCUGUUGAAUUUAAACAAUACUUAUCCAUUAAUAUGCGCUCCAGUUUAUUUCAGCUGUUUUGGGUCAAAAAGAUGAAGCAACAUUUGACGGUUCAAAAAAACACUGCUUUUUCAUGUUGAAUUUAUUGCAAUCUGUGGUUUUUCAAAUGGCAGAAACUCCUGCAGGUUUGAGCUCAGUUUAAAUGUGUGCAGCUAAAACAAAUACUCCGUCAUCAGCCGUGAACCUGUUGUUUAUCUGCAUCUUAUGUCAGUGUGACAAAACGUGCCAAAUAAAGAGUUUGCAAC